AUGGAUCGUAUACCACCAGAGAUACUCUUACACAUCUUCGAGUUCCUUGAUGACCCGGCUCCGUCGCAAGUGCGGCUUCGCGAUCAACCGAGCGACGACAUGCUGGAUGCUAAGUCUUUAUAUUCUCAAUCACUCAAAACCAUAUCCUUCGUUUGCAUGACUUGGCGGUCUCUUGUGCUCCCUAGCCUAUUCCGUCAUAUCUUAUGGAGACCCAAGAUAUCCUCGCUCAGCGCUUUCACAUUGAACCCGAUACCACUUCUACGCUUCCUAGAAGAUAAUCGGCUGGGUCGCAGCGUCACGACUUUUACUAUGAUCGUCGACUUCGUAGAUAAGGAUGCCGGUGCCAAGCAAAUCACUCCUGAGAUACGCUCUGUCGAUCUAGAAUGGUUAUGGGAUCAGCUGUUCUCCGUCAUCGACCCUCUAAGGUUCACUAUCAUUACUCCCCCUAAUACUCUCGCUUCAUUCUUAUCCCGCAUGCUCUUCUUAGACGAUGCCUGGUCGUUUAGCAUUCCUUAUCAUAUUCUCUCACUCGCCCGAACGACUAGAGAUCCGCGUGGCAAGUCGAGUACACAUACAGAAUCAUCUAACUCAGAUAUCCAUCCCUCUUCGUCACAGCACCAUUCUUCUACGAUAACAACCCAGGUGGCUUCGGCAGGUCCUUCCGCUACCUCGUAUUCGAUCCGCUAUAGAAGACCACCGCCGUGUCCGCUCUUCACCGUUCGUCCUUGGACUUCGCUACUCCUGAAUGAAGGUUCGUCUACUAAGGUUUAUCGAACAUAUGAAUUCUUUCUGCGGCGACCACCAUCCAUGCUUGGGGCCCUCCUUGGAUGCGAGGAACACCCUAACGAUACCCCUCUUAUACCGCCUACUAUCACUGACUUCAAUUACAUCGCCAUAUUCCCUUUAUCAUCUCACUUUGAGAUCCUACUCCAGAAUCUACCAAAGCUUGACCGUCUCUUUGUGCAGUUGACCCCCGGGCCUGAAAACCGGAUCUUAGAGGCAGAAGAUGAGAUGAAGCACAUAGAUCCAGCAGACCUCUGGAUGGAGCGCAAUACAGCAUACAGCUCCCUGAUGCGCGAACUUACCUUUGCCGCUGACCCCGUGGUGUACCCAAGAAACUGGGCGUCUCUACGAGUUUUUGAGAGCGGUGAUGCGGCAGACCACGAAGCCUGGGAUAUGGCGGUACAAUUUAUCGAACGCAGUGGCGCUAAAAGUUGGAAGGUAGAACGGCCAGGCGUUUUUGUCAAGGAGGACGAAGAGGGAAAUUGCCCCAAUACUGACCAGGAGGUUGAUGGUCAUGUUGGACCACCGGCCUCCUUGGAAGAACCAAUUUUGUCAGUAUAG
This is a messenger RNA of Daldinia childiae, 1344 nucleotides long. RefSeq names its product putative f-box domain-containing protein. Bases 1 to 1344 code for a protein of 447 amino acids. The transcript has a single exon. Lineage: Eukaryota; Fungi; Ascomycota; Sordariomycetes; Xylariales; Hypoxylaceae. The record is from RefSeq and is a predicted model, not a curated record.